Impatiens glandulifera is the source of this 2601-nucleotide messenger RNA. RefSeq names its product probable methyltransferase PMT27. The record is from RefSeq and is a predicted model, not a curated record. Lineage: Eukaryota; Viridiplantae; Streptophyta; Magnoliopsida; Ericales; Balsaminaceae. Gene Ontology annotation, molecular function: methyltransferase activity. Bases 1 to 2601 code for a protein of 866 amino acids. Gene Ontology annotation, cellular component: endosome; cytoplasm; trans-Golgi network. The transcript is spliced from 9 exons.
AUGCCACCGGCUAAAACUCGCAGCAGCAAAAGAACUCCUGGAGGAACAUCAUGUUCAUCAACCGGAACAACCGUAGUUUUCAUCUCAUUAUGUGCUCUCGGAGUUUGGAUGCUUAGUUCCAAUGACUUAAUUCCAACACAAACCACCACUACCACCACAAGUUCUCCUAUCCUCUCCGAAGAUUCCGAUGAAACCAAAAAACCCUCUUCUUUUUUCGAAGACAAUCCAGGUCAUCUCCCUGAAGAUGCUGUUAAAACAGGUGAUGUUGUUUCUAAUCAACAACAACAACUUCCUGAUAUUGGAUUGGAUAAAUCUAUUGAAGAUCAAAAGAAUGCUCUUGCUGAUAAUCUUAAGAAUUCUGGUAAUAUGGAGAGUAUGCUUGGGAAUGUUAAGGAAGUUGAAGGUGAUGAAAAUGGCGAAACGCAGCAGCAACAAUUGGAGAAGACGAAUCAAGAGGAGGAAACAACAAGCGUUCAAGAUGAUGUUGUUGCUAAAUCGGAUGCUAAAGAAAUGAAAGCGGCUAAGGCUAAGGAGAGGAAACAAAAACAAGAACAAGCUAUUGAAAAAGAAGAGACUUUUAUCAAUGACAAUCAAGAAAUAAUAAACGAUCAGACAAGUGCUAAACAACCACAAAAGAAAGACGUAGAAGAAAUAAUAACUCAGCUAGAAGAUGAACAACAACAAUCAUCAUCCCAACCAGAAAAACAAGAGCAAAAGAAACAAACAACCGAAGACGACAUCAUCGGAACAAUAACCUCCGACCAAACAGAACGCGGCGGCAGCGACGACCCACCAAUGAACAACAACGACGAGUUACAAACCUCAGAAACAGAAUCUACAAUCAAAAAAGAAGAAGAAGAAGAUAAAGAACCAAAGAAAAAGAGAAAUUCAAAUAAACAAUCCAAAUCUCCUUCUUCUUCAAUAGAUGGUGGAUCAAAGAAACAAUGGAAAACUCAAACAGAACAAUCUGUUACUCAGAAAGUUCGAGAAGAAAUAAAGAAUAUUGAGAAAACAGAUGGUUCUAUAACUGAGCAAUGGAAGCUUUGUAAUACAACAGCUAAUUCGGAUUAUAUACCUUGUUUGGAUAAUGAAGCUGCAUUGAAAAAAUUGCGUAGUAGAGGACAUUAUGAACAUAGGGAAAGACAUUGUCCUGAGGAAGGGCCAACAUGUUUAGUUCCUCUACCCGAAGGUUAUAAGGUACCCGUCACGUGGCCUAAAAGCAGAGACAAGAUAUGGUACCACAAUGUGCCACACACAAAGUUGGCAGAGGUUAAAGGCCAUCAAAAUUGGGUGAAAGUUUCCGGCGAAUAUCUCACUUUCCCGGGAGGUGGAACGCAAUUCAUCCACGGCGCAUUACACUAUAUCGAUUUCAUUGAAGAGGCAGUGCCAGAAAUAUCGUGGGGAAAGCACACUCGAGUCGUACUAGAUGUUGGUUGUGGUGUGGCAAGUUUUGGAGGUUUCUUAUUCGAAAGAGACGUAGUGGCAAUGUCAUUUGCGCCAAAAGAUGAACACGAGGCUCAGGUUCAAUUUGCACUUGAACGAGGAAUUCCAGCUAUAUCAGCUGUGAUGGGUACCCUAAGGCUGCCAUUUCCUAGUAGGGUAUUCGAUCUAGUUCAUUGUGCGAGAUGUCGUGUUCCAUGGCAUAUUGAAGGUGGUGCUCUUCUUUUGGAAUUGAAUCGUGUUUUACGACCUGGAGGUUAUUUCGUCUGGUCAGCCACGCCGGUGUAUCAAACACUCGAAGAAGAUGUUGAAAUAUGGAGAGAGAUGUCGAAGCUAACUGCAGCAAUGUGCUGGAAACUGGUAACAAUAAAGAAGGACAAACUGAAUUCCGUCGGCGCUGCCGUUUAUCACAAACCAACAACAAACGAAUGUUACGAUCAAAGAAAGGAAAACGAACCUCCCCUUUGUAAAACCGAAGACGACCCUAACGCUGCUUGGUACGUCCCCCUUCAUUCAUGCAUGCAUAGAAUACCUGAAGACGAAGCAGAAAGAGGAAGUCGAUGGCCUGAAAGUUGGCCUCGUCGAUUACAAACACCUCCAUUUUGGCUAAUCAAAAACCAAAAAGGAAUAUAUGGUAAAACUGCACCAGAGGAUUUUGCUAGAGAUAAUGAAUAUUGGAAACAAGUUGUGGGUGAAACUUAUUUGAAUGGACAAGGAAUUAGUUGGGCUAAUGUUAGAAAUGUUAUGGAUAUGAGAGCUACUUAUGGAGGAUUUGCAGCGGCUUUAAAAGACCUUAAAAUUUGGGUAAUGAAUGUUGUGAACACGGAUGCACCGGAUACUUUGUCUAUAAUUUAUGAACGAGGUCUUUUUGGGAUAUACCAUGAUUGGUGUGAAUCUUUUAGUACAUACCCGCGAUCUUAUGAUCUUGUUCAUGCAGAUCGCCUCUUCUCAAGUUUACGUAAAAGGUGCGAUCUAACGCCAGUAGUGGUGGAGAUUGAUCGGAUUGUAAGACCGGGAGGAAAGUUAAUCGUUCGAGACGAUGCAUUAAGUUUGAAGGAAGUAGAGAAAUUGCUCGAUUCUUUGCAUUGGAAGGUUAAAACGACACCAGAAGGUGCGCUAUAUGCACAAAAAACGGCAUGGAGACCAGAUCCAUUGGUGUAA